CAGGCUCAGUGGUUCCGGGUGCGGUACGGUUGCAACCCAUCAGAUGAUCAGUGGAAAAGAAAUUACACUUUUACAUAUAAGCAGAUAACUUAAAAAAAUAAGUAAAAAUAUAAAGUGACUAUAACUGGAUACCCAAGAAUGAUUCUGCUCACUUAAUAGUUUUUUUCCCCAUGUUUCAUUAUCUAUCAAAGUGAAAGAAAAACAAAAGAAUGGAAGGAGAUCAACGCAAAGAUCAUCAAUAUGAUUUGCCUUUAUCUUCCAACUUUGAACAUGUUCAAGUUAAGCAUUUUAUUUUGGACUUAAAAUGCAAUUUUGACUCAAAGAAAUUUGAGUCUACAAUGACAAUAUUUUGUCAACGCUCUAUAAAAGUUUAUCUAAAAAAUACACUUGAAGAACAGUCUGACAUAAAUCCUGAUAACAUAAGAACAGAAAGCAAACUGGAGCUUGUCAAAGAGAUUAACUGUACUAAUUGUAAUAAUUCUGGAUCUGUAGACCUACAUAGUCAUAAGAAUUCAAACAUUAUCAAAUAUGAAGCAGCUCUAAAUACAAUUACACUGGACUGUUUUGCAAUAGAUGUGAACGAUUGUUAUGUGUAUGAUUUUCCUUCACACCCCGAGGGAUUAUUUAAACAUUCUUGCACUAACAGCCCACCUUCCAACUUGCACAUUUCACAAUGUUGCAUGAAAAACUACUAUGCUUUGUAUAACAACUUAGAAAAACAAAAGCCUAUCAAUGUAACUUACACAGUGUCUGAUUGUAAGAUAACGAUGACUUUACCAAAAUUUAUUGAUCAUUGCUCCCAAGUUGUUGUCAAAAUUAUUUACAGGACACAGUGUAAUGGACCAUCAUUAAUGUGGACUUUAGAUCAAAUGCAAAGGCCAUGUGUAUUCACUAUAGGUCAUCAGAUGAACAACAGGUCACUAUUUCCAUCUCAGGAUAUGCCAAAGGCAAUGUCUACAUGGCAUUGUAAUGUAACAUUAGCAAAUGACUGGAAGAAUUUUAAUGUUAUAACAACAGGAGAAACACUGCCAGAAAAGUUUCAAGUAAAAGAUGAUGAGACAGUGUACCAUUCUUUCAACAGUUAUCCAAUGCCAGCUGCUACUUUUGCUUUAGCUAUAGGGGAUUGGUCUUCUACAAAUAUGACUGCACUGAUAAACACUAACAUCAAGGAAAAUAACAUGCCAUCCUGUGUUGUUUAUUCUCCACUAUGUCUACAUGACCAGACCAUAGACCAAUUAUGCCAGUACUUGCCUCAUUGUUUUGAAGCGCUCUAUUCAACUCUUGGGUCCUAUCCAUUAAAACAUCUCACUAUUUUCAUAGCACCUGCUUGUUUCGAUAGCCUAGGAAUGGCCUGUCCCCACCUGUUGAUUUUGUCACAGUCUUUAUUGUGUCCAGACUUGUCCAUGAUGUACAGAGUAGCUCAUGAGUUGUGUCACACAUGGUUUGGAAUUUUGACAGGACCAAAAGAUUGGACAGAAGAGUGGUUGACUGAAGGAGUCUGUUGUUAUUUAGAAGACAAGGUUCAUGGAAUUGCCAUGAAGUGGAAUCCAUAUGAAUAUCAGAGCAGAUGUAAUCUGAGAUCGUUCAUGAAAUAUAGACUUUUAUUAUCAGAAAUCAGCAACACUCCUGAACACUUACAAACACUCAGACCUAAUGCUGAUGAUAGUGUACAGGAGCCAAACUUUGUGAAAAAUGGUUUAGAUCCUGAAAAAACAGUAAUUCAAGUGCAUUAUUUAAAGGGAUUUUUUUUGUUGCGGCACUUGGAACAAAAAGCUGGAAGUGAUCAUUUUCUGUCUGCUUUAAAAAUCUUUACAAACCAACAGCUGGGACAUUUGUUUUCCUCUAAGGACUUUUUACACUUUAUUUUUAAACAGUGUCCAAACUUAGGAAAGACUGGAUUGACCGUUGACCAAGUUUGUAAAGAUUGGCUGGACAGUUCAGGUUUGCCUCAGGAACUGGACACAAUGAGCUCCGAGCUCUGCUCUCCUUACAUUCAAGACAUCUAUGAUCAGGUUGCUUCCAUCAAGUUAAGCAAAUCACUGAACCGAUCUGUUGGUAAAAAGUCAAAGCUGUCCCACAACAUACUAUCAUUGCAGUUAAUACCAGAACAGCAAGUCUUGUUUCUGGAUCUACUUGUCGAGGACUCGGUGACCUUGUCAUCGAAUGAUUUCAAAGAAUUGAGAGAAAUAUUUCAGAUUUCAACAGCCAAUCCUGAGGUUCAACACAGUUGGUGCGAACUAGUUAUUUCCCAGCAUGCCACGCGGUGGUUAGAUGACGUCAGGACUUUCCUUAUUCACCAUCAGUCAAUGGGUGUCUAUUUGUAUGGAGAGCUUAUGAUUAGCGAGCAUUCAGCUUUUCAGAAAUUGGCUUUUGAUUGUUUCUCGAAAGUGGAGAAGUUUAUGCCUGAAGGAACUCUUCAAACAGUGAAGUCAAUGUUAUUUCCUUCCUAGAUGUUGGACAAUAAGCUAGUAGGCUAGAGUACAGUUAUCAGAAGUAUGGCACAUUGUAUGCAUGUUUCAUCCAAAUGUUAGUGUACAAGAACUGGAUUACAAGUUACUGUAAUACAAGAGUGUUAGUUUAUGCCUGAGGUCUAUCAAGAUUUAUAUUUUGCUUAUUAAAAUAUAACAGACAUUAUUCUUU
Messenger RNA from Biomphalaria glabrata, 2640 nucleotides. RefSeq names its product aminopeptidase O-like. The coding region runs from base 210 to 2450 and encodes 746 amino acids. Gene Ontology annotation, biological process: proteolysis. The transcript has 16 exons. Gene Ontology annotation, molecular function: metalloaminopeptidase activity; zinc ion binding. The record is from RefSeq and is a predicted model, not a curated record. NCBI's taxonomy places the organism in Eukaryota, Metazoa, Mollusca, Gastropoda, Planorbidae. Gene Ontology annotation, cellular component: nucleolus.